Molecule: messenger RNA, 4034 nt
Organism: Episyrphus balteatus (marmalade hoverfly)
Lineage: Eukaryota; Metazoa; Arthropoda; Insecta; Diptera; Syrphidae
Gene: Elp1
Product: elongator complex protein 1
Exons: 6
Coding region: 96-3815 (1239 amino acids)
Biological process (GO): tRNA wobble base 5-methoxycarbonylmethyl-2-thiouridinylation
Cellular component (GO): cytosol; elongator holoenzyme complex
Molecular function (GO): tRNA binding
Source: RefSeq, a predicted model, not a curated record
UUGUUUUGACGGCAGCAAAAUAAAAUAUUUUGUUGAUUUUAUAACUUGAAUUUAUUUUUCCACCGCCAAUAUUUUAAUUAAAUUUCCAUAACAAAAUGAAAAAUUUAAAGCUAAAAUACAUAAAAUCAUUCAACACAAAACUUGCAAAUCCAAAAUUUAUAGUUUUGGAUUCGAGUGGUGUAAAAAAGAAUACAAUUUUCCUUUGCACCGAGACAGAACUUUUCUCAUGCAAUCUUCAAAACGAAGUUUUUGAUUUGAUCACUGAUGCAACAGGAGUUAUUUCUUGUGAAUAUUUAUCACUUGAAAAUCAAAUUUGUAUUGCCACCGAAACUGGCGAGGUACUUCUCAUUAAUCCAGAAACAAAAUCAUCCACCGAAGUUACUUUCUGCGAUGGUGGAAUCGAAAAAAUGGUCUGGUCACCAGAUCAGGAGGUGGUUGCUUUUGUUACAACUGCUCGCAAUGUUGUCGUCAUGACAUGUACUUUCGAUCCCAUCUCUGAAGUUAAGUUAGAUGAUAGUGUCUUUGGGGAGAAUGAAUUCAUAACUGUUGGAUGGGGAAAAAAAGAAACCCAAUUUCAUGGGUCAGAGGGUAAAACUGCUGCUAAACAAAAGACAGAUUUUAGUGUCCCAGACAAUAUUAAAGAAUUGCCACAAGAUAUCGAUAUAACUUGGAGAGAAGAUGGACAAUUCUUUGCUGUCACUUUUGUUGGGCCACAUGGAAGAAUGUUCAAAGUUUUCGAUAAAGAGGGUGCUCUAAAAUUCACUUCAGAAAAGAUGAAUGAUUUAUGGCCAGCUAUUGCAUGGCGACCAUCUGGUACAUGGAUUGCAGUACCACACAAAUUCCCAAACAAAUCAACUAUUGCUUUAUUUGAGAAGAACGGUUUAAGGCACCGUGAGAUUGUACUUCCAUUUCAAUUUGAUGUCGAGCCGGUUGUUAAUUUGAAAUGGAAUUCGGGUUCUGAUAUAUUAGCCAUUGAAACUAGGUUGGGUGGGAAGAGUGUUGUAUAUUUGUACACUAUUGGUAACUAUCAUUGGUAUCUGAAGCAAACACUUCGAUUUGAGAGUACUUUGUCGGCUUUUGUUUGGGACAAUAGAAUUGGGGAGGAAAAAACAAUGCAUGUGAUUUUGGAGAAUGGGACUUUUGCACAAUACAGCUGGAAUUAUAAAAUCGAUAGUAACCAAAAGGAGUUGGAAAACCUCACCGUCGAUGAUCGCGCUUUAGUUGCAGUAAUUGAUGGCAAACGUCUCCUUAUCACCGAUUUCCGCAAAGGAAUUGUUCCACCACCAAUGAGCAGCCUUGAAUUCCUUUGUGAAGAUUACAUCAAUCAGUGUGUGUUUUUGAGUGAACCCAAUUUAAAAGACGGCAUUAUAUGUUUUCUGAUAAGCAAUGCACAAAACGAUGUCCUCCUUUAUAGUUUGUCAAGCUCAAACGAUAUAAAGCCAUGUGACAAAUUUACUCUUCCACCCAGUAAUGUGCCAUUAAGUCGUCAUAAUUUAAUUUGGCCAUGUUUAAGUGACAUUCAUUUUGUACAAAAUAUUGGAGCCAAGUCAAAGAUUGGUUUACUUGAAACAUUUAAAAAUACUGAGACGAUUGUAAAAGAGGUAAAUGAAACAAUAUGUGGCCUUGAGAUUUUGGAUAAAAAUCAUAUUCUAGCGCAUUCGAUUUCUGGAAAAAUACUAAAAAUAUCUACUUUAAGAAAUGCCAGCGAAGCUAAGAUUUUCUGUGAUCCUGGUCAACUUUGUGAUAAAAUUGAAUAUUUCAAACGCAACACUGUAAAUGGUGUGGUAUCUUUAGAUAUCCAUCAAUGUCUUCGAUUUAAUUCGAAAACCUUAUCUACCGAUGUGACAUCGUUCCACAUAACUGAAAACUAUUUAGUCUUCACUCAAUUAACCGUAAUGAAGUUCAUGACACUAAGUGACUGGAAGAUCAUCAAUGAGCGUAAAAUCGAACGUGGAGCAAAAAUAGUCAUAAUCCUUCCACACGGAUCACUGACAAUUCUUCAGUUGCCAAGAGGUAAUUUGGAAGCAAUUCAUCCCAGGGUCCUUUGCUUAGAAAUGGUAGGUGAUCUGCUGGACAGAAAGCAAUACCACCUGGCAAUGGAUUUAGUCCGUAAACAGAGAAUAAAUCUUAAUAUAAUUUGUGAUCAUGAUGUGUCACAAUUUCUAUUGCAUCUUAAAGAUUUCCUAAAGCAAAUCAAGCCUCAGUGGUUGAAUUUGUUUUUAACAGAUUUGCAAAAUGAAGAUUUUACCCUCACCAUGUAUUCGAGUAAUUAUUCCAAUUCGGCGCGUAAGUACCCAGAAAACUUUCGCAUUGAAAACAAAGUAGCAUAUAUUUGUGAUGCUCUGUGUAAGGAAAUGUGCGCAGAAGGACUUAAUCAUUUCCUUCUGCCUAUUAUAACGGCGCAUGUAAAAAUUGGUAACAUCGAAAAAGCCUUAGAAAUAAUAUGGGAAGAGAGAAAGAAAGAAGGCGAUGUAAGUGCUGACGAUGCUUUGAAGUAUCUUCUUUAUUUGGUGGACGUGAAUCAAUUGUAUGAUGUGGCCUUAGGAAUGUAUGAUUUCGGAUUAGUUCUUAUGGUUGCAAAGCGGUCACAGAAGGAUCCCAGAGAGUUUUUGCCUUUCCUUAAUGAAUUAAAAGUACUCGAAGAAAAUUAUAGGAAAUUUAAAAUCGAUUUCCAUCUAAAACGAUUUGCUAAAGCUCUUUGCCAUAUAAGUCUUUGUGGUGACGAGAGAUUCGAAGAAGCUUUAGGUUUGGUAAAAACGCACAAUCUGUAUAGAGAUGCUUUGUCGGCUUAUAGAGGAAAUACGAUUUGUUAUAAGAAAAUAGCUCAAGCUUAUGGCGAUUAUUUGCGAGAGAAUGGAAAGUUUGAGAAUGCAAGUAUAAUGUACGAGAGGGCUGGUUUACUGAAUCAAGCUGUGACUUGUGCCCGUCAUAUUUUGGAUUGGCAACGUUGUCUGGCAUUAACGAAAAUUGAAGGAAUCUUUCCGCAAGAAGUUGCAAUGUCGCUGGUGCCAUCGUUAAUGGAACAUGGGAGACACGAAGAGGCAUAUGAAUUGCUAAAAAAAUAUGGAAAUAAUUUUUCGGAAGGAAUCUCAUGUUUGAUGAAGGGCAAUUUAUACUUGCGAGCAAUUUUUGAAUCCAAAAUAGAAAAUGCUGAUUUGUUGAAUACCAUUAUAAUACCAGACUUGCUGUCGUAUAAAGAAACACUUGCAUCAAAUUUAAAUGCAGACAAAGACCUCUUUCUUAAGCAAAAAUCCCGUUUGCUUUAUAUUAGAGAAAAAAAAUCCAAAGAAAAUACAUCCGAUGACUUGGACGAUAGUGGUCAAAUCGACGAAAGCGAUUUGCUAUCCGAUACAACAAGUAUGCAUUCGUCCAGAUACACAGCCAGUUCCCGGGGCACAGGAAAAACAUUUCGAUCGAGUAAAAACCGCAGGAAGCAUGAAAGGAAGCUGCUCAGUUUGAAGGAAGGCAAUCCAUUUGAAGAUAUUGCUUUAAUUGAUGCACUACAUAAUCAUAUAAUCAAGGUUUAUGAACAACAAGCUCAUGUUCGAGACACUUGUAAGGCUCUGCUAGAAGUUUUCGAAGAUGACCACGCACGUCAAAUACAGAGUCAAUAUAGAGCACUUUUGAUUCUUCUUAAGGAUUCCUUUGACGAAAUUUGGAUUCCGGAAGUAAUGACAACAGCUCAAUAUAUCACUGGACCGAAUAUAGAUUAUGCGGCUUUACAGAACGAACAGCGUUAUGCCAUGAUAAAUCCUUUGAAGCGUUUUAAACCAGAGCCCAAAAUAAUAGAUUGGCAACACGAAGUCCUGAGAUAAAAUUCGUGGAGUUUUUUUUAUAAAGUUGUGAUGAAUUUAAUAAACCAUGAAAUUCAAUCAAAUGAAUAAGAUAUAUUAAAAUGUUUUCUUUAUCGCCUGAAUUACCGUAAAACAACACACAUGCUAGCUCUACAUGCAUAAAUAUGACUAUCGUAUGUAGCUUCGAAGCAAGAAUAUAGAAAUGAGCAAGAAGAAGAAGAAGAUGUCUCAAAGAUUUGC